Molecule: messenger RNA, 980 nt
Organism: Coccidioides posadasii C735 delta SOWgp
Lineage: Eukaryota; Fungi; Ascomycota; Eurotiomycetes; Onygenales; Onygenaceae
Biological process (GO): regulation of transcription by RNA polymerase II
Molecular function (GO): RNA polymerase II cis-regulatory region sequence-specific DNA binding; protein dimerization activity; DNA-binding transcription factor activity, RNA polymerase II-specific
Source: RefSeq, a predicted model, not a curated record
AAGGAAGAUAAAAACGCUGCGGCGAUUCCGACAUUUGCUUCGCCUGCUUCUCAUCCAUGAUACUCGCCUCCUCCAAACCCUUCCCUGGUCCCAUGCCUCCCUCAAAUUCACCCCCUUUAUUAUCCAUGCAGCCUCUAGGACCCGCUUCCCAGACAAAUACUACAGAGUCCGCGAAUCAAAAUAGCGCUGCCACCGACAAAUCUUCUGCCUCCCCUAAACUCACUUCAGCGGGGCCUCCAGAGCGAGAAAAGCCUCGAUUGACGGAACAAGAGAAGAAAAACAACCAUAUUGCGUCCGAGCAGAAGCGUCGCGCGGCGAUCCGCGAAGGCUUUGACAGACUUACGGAGCUUGUUCCUGGCCUAGCCGGUCAAGGACGCAGCGAAGGCAUGGUUCUGCGAAAGACCGUGGACUUUAUUCGUGUCAAGCUCCAAGAGAGACAAGAGUUGAUCGAAGAGAUAGAGAAGAGAGGGGGAACGGUGGAUGGUCGGGCACGCAAUAUAGUGGAAAACACUUGACAACAACUUUGGAAUACCCCGGUUUCGACGUUGCGGCAAGUUAUACUCUAUAUAAAAGUGGCCAGAGGACAGGUGAUGAUUGCUUUCACGGCGUUGACGAAUUGCUUUCGCGAGCGGCCCGUUAAGAUUACUAGACAGCGGCUCUCUAGAAGUACAAAACGGCAUUUAUUUCGAUAUAUCGGACUAUGAUCCGUGACUUCUCUUCUUCCUCAUACAGCCGCCCGGCGAGGUUCCAGCUAAAGUUGUCCUCUACCGAAGUGGAAUUCGUGGUACAAAUUUGGAUAAUUCUCCCGAGCCAGACGGUGAUCCAUGGCUCGACAAUCCUGUGCCUGAUUAGAGCAGUUGGAACGUAAUAACAGUUUAGGGUGCCACAAGGAGUUCAUCAAGCCGGUGGUUUUUAAUAGCAUUACCAGGCGGUCAUCCAACGGAUGGCGGGAUAGUUGAUCAUAAUUUGUUCUGCUAUGG